Messenger RNA from Cloeon dipterum, 6801 nucleotides. RefSeq names its product inactive rhomboid protein 1 (gene rho-5). The record is from RefSeq and is a predicted model, not a curated record. Gene Ontology annotation, molecular function: serine-type endopeptidase activity. Bases 1120 to 4842 code for a protein of 1240 amino acids. Lineage: Eukaryota; Metazoa; Arthropoda; Insecta; Ephemeroptera; Baetidae. The transcript is spliced from 19 exons. Gene Ontology annotation, cellular component: endoplasmic reticulum membrane. Gene Ontology annotation, biological process: regulation of protein secretion; regulation of epidermal growth factor receptor signaling pathway.
GGGCGGCCGCUUUGUGUUGAUUCUCCAAUUCCCCCAUUUGACGGAUCCUGCUGGCUGGCUGGCUGGCUGCUACACGGUGGUGGCAACCAAGUGAGUUCGCAACACACGGACCUCCCUUUGGCCGCCGCAUUCCGCGAAUCGGGGACACCUCUGGGGUCGUGUGAGCCCCACCAGUGAUCCGUGUGAGUGUUCGCGGGCGACGCGGGGACCCUUUCGGCCGUCCUGCGAGCAGCGGGUUCUCUCGGCGACACAGCGGCCGAGCUGGUGGUGCGACUUUAUUUUUAGGUUACUCGAGGGGCGUGUGUCAAGAGAGCAGUCUGGCCGCCGUCUGUCCGUCUGCACGCGGCCGAACCCAGAAUAGACAAGUCGGACACGCACAUUUUGGCCGCCCACCGCACGUCGGCCGAGCCAGCGGGCGCGAUUUGCGAGCACCUACGUACCCCGAGUAAGCACCAAUCCCCACCCUGGGUACCGCCAUUACGUGGUGGUCCUCUCCGAUCCGCGCUCCACAUUGAGAUAGUCCACCCGGAGACCCCACUUUUGGGCCCAACUCGCCCCGAACGCACUCCCCGCAGGCCGACAGCCUCGCCGACGACCGAUUCGACCACCGAGGCGCGUCAGCCGACGCAGUGUGUUUUCCAGGUGGAUACCCUCUCAUAGGAUAUACCGUGUGCAACGUCAAUACUCGCCAGCCGUGUAAAUAAAAGGAUACGCAGUCAUUAAGGGUCAGGAAUCAACCCUCAAUUGGCCAAUGCAGGAAAUGGUGAGCGGGCGCCGACGACGAGACGAUCUCAAGUAAACAGCGUAAUUAGAAGGGCCUUUGUAUCGGCGGCUGACGACGAUGGCGACGACGCAAUUAGUGGCCUGAGCCCGUUGUCGUGCGCCGGACGCCGCGGCCCCGCAGCAUGCUGUAAGGCUGGCUACUCUGCUCCCGCCCUGGCCGCAGUUCUCUGAAAAGGUGGCCCUCCACUGGCCGCACUCCAGGCUCGGCGCCGCGCAACCCUCGCUCGGCUGGGCUGGCGCCACCUGCCGGGCGACGCCGCCAACCCUUAAAGCACGGCGUUUCCACACAACAGCAUACGUCACAGAUGUCCUGACAGCGGGCCGGGGGCGUGUGGCAUGACAUCGGUGCCUGACGGGCAGAACCAAGACUACCGCCGCCUGCUCGCCCUCCGCACUUCCGGCGCUACGCCACCUCCGUCUGAAAGGUUUCUGCCCAUAGCUCCCGCGCCACCCCCGGCCAAUGUCCAGCCGCAGCAGCAGCCCCAGCCUUCGUCGGCCUCGGCCCAGGGCGCGGCGUCGAACGGUCUCAUCACCUCCGUCGGCGAGGCGUACAUGAGGCGCGACGCGCCGCCGCCCAGUUCUUCCUACCACUACCGUCUGCCCCCUCAUGUCGCCGCCGCCUACCAAACGCAGAACUACGACUGCGGGGCCUCGAGUAGCAGCUCGGGCAGCGGCAGGUCGCUGCCGCACGUGCCGGCCGACUACCUUUCGGCCUCGCACUACCACCCUGCUGCACACUCGAGCCACUACCACCACCCGCACUACAACACCAUCUCCCACCCGAGCCACCACCACGGCUCACUGCACCACCAGCACCCGCACCACCGGUCGCCGCACCACCACCACCCUGACUACCGGCGCCACCUGAGCACGUCUCAAUGCCCUGGCGCUUCCUACCUGCGCCACAGCUCGCGCAGCGCUCGCCUCGAGGAGCUCCUCAACUCGGCGGCGGCCGCCUCCAACAGGGUACCCAGCCCCCGCCUUCCGCCCACCCCCAGCACCCCGAGGACCACGCCGCCCCUGCAGACCCGUUCGCUACCGUCCAACGACUCGCUCGUGGACGCGCCGGCGCUCGACACCAGGGCCUCCCGCAGGUACCAACAGCAGCAAGCGGUGCUGGAGCAGCAGCAGCAACAACAACAGCAGCAGCAGCAAUCCAACUCGAGACUGUACCAAGACCCAAGUCCGGUGCCCUCGCAGCAGUCCUCAAGGUCGUACCAAUCGCAGCAGCAACAGCAGCAGCAGUCACAAGAGCCGUCGUCCAGCCUGACAGGCGCAGUGCAGCCGUCAAGACCAGAAUCCAGGUGUUCAAUUAGUAGUGUGGCUGGCAGUGCGUCUGCGUUGCCCCUGGCCUGGCGGAAUGCUGUGUCAUCUGCCGCGGCUGCUGCCUCUGCGUCCGUGCCUCCCUGCACCCCGCCUGGCACGUCUCCAUCGGGCCAGGCCACACCAGCAUCACCUAGUUCCAGUUCCUCACCCUCUGCCUCCGCCACCUCCAGCACCGCCUCAUGUUCCUCUCAGACCUGCUCCUCUGUCUCUUCCGUCUCUUCAGCUGCGUCCACCAUUCCCGCAACCACCACCUCAUCCCUGGCCCCUAGUCCGCCUCAGAACCCCACAAUCACCCCUCCUGUCCCUUCCUCGCCCAUCGAGAGCACAACUGCAGACACACCCAGAGUGGCGAGAGCUGUAACAAGAACUGAAACAAUCAAAAAUUACAUCAAACGCGGAACGGCCGAGUUCUUUGGACUGUGUGAAAAUGAUGAAGACGAAGAACGGCUGCGGCUGCGAUGGUUGGAGCGGCGAAAGAGACUUGCAGUGCGGAAGUGUGGACCCUUGCGUGAAGAGUGUGCUCCGGUUGCGGCGAGACACGCGCCUGCCAGACAAAGGGCGGCCCAGGUCGCAUCAAGGCCCGAUGUUCUUCCUACUGACUCCCCGGACCACCCUGGGAGCAGCAGCGCGGAACCUGAAGGUCCUCGAUGGACGGAGCCCCCAGUUAGGCGGAAAGAGUCUGUGGCCAGAAUGGCACUUGGUGGACUUGGAUAUGUGAUUACGACGCUAACGAGACACAGAGCGAGGGCAACUUCGAGGAGUAGGGAGUGGUCGAGAAGCUAUUCCCCCUCGGCGGCUCUGGACCCGCCUCAACAACAGCAACAACCAGCAACACCACCGAGACUCUUCCAGGACGAGGUAUUCUUCGAUAAACCGGCCUCAAUUAGUGGAGCCAGUGGAGAGGGUGACAGUGGUGGAAACAAGGCUCAAGAAGAAAAGGCAUCUUCGGCCUCAAACUUGCACACGGCUGCAUCAGAACCUAGUUUUAGAUCUGGUCAACAAAGUGGGGCAUCUGAAAGCCUUCAGGAUGACCCUGACCACAGACCAAUUAGAGAUCACAGAUCAUUCUCAAGUGAUAGAGCACACAGUUGGCGUCGUAGUAGACAAGAGCCCGGUGCCGAGGCUACUUCUCCUGAGGUUGGCGCCUCAAGGAUUUGGAGCCACGUUCUUGACAGAGCACUUGACAACUCUGACCGCAGACAAUAUGGCAUGGGAUUUGUUGGCAGAAUGUUGAGUAGGCGCUCAAGAAAGCGCUCAGUCGUCCACCGCCACAAAAGGCAGUUGGAUGACAUGGAAGACUACAGACCUUUCUUUACGUACUGGGUAACGACCGUGCACGUCAUGGUCAUGGCCUUAUCUCUCCUGUGUUAUGGACUGGGUCCACUUGGCAUCGACUUAAAUCAAAGAUCAAGCUUGGUGAUGGUGCCAAGCUUGUCUUUGCAGCAGGUUGACUAUCUGGAGCCUGCCAACUUUUGGAUAGGACCUAGAGCUGCCGAUCUGAUACAUUUGGGAGCUAAAUUUUCACCCUGCAUGAGAAAAGACCAUAGGAUUUGGAGGAGAAUAAACAAGGCCAGGGAAAAAGAAAGAGAAACAGCAUGUUGCAUAAGAAAUGAUGAUUCAGGUUGUGUGCAAUCAUCACAGGCAGAGUGCUCACUGCGAGGAUUGAGACCAACGCAAACAAUUUCUACCUGGAAAAAGUGGUCUGCCGGCGAAUCUGGUCCAGGGGGACGCAUCUCUGGUUCAGUGUGCGGGCUCGACCCAAAAUACUGCGAGCUGCCCGCCUCGAUAGCGCCGUUUGAGUGGCCUGACGACAUCACCAAGUGGCCGAUUUGCAGAAAACCCAGCUCGGUGGUGCAGAGACGCGGAGUCAACGGGGUUGGCACGCAGCUGCGAAGGGACAAGACCGCGGAACACAUGGUCUGCGAGGUCAUCGCGCACCCCUGCUGCAUCGGCAUCCACGGCUCCUGCUCCAUAACAACCAAAGAAUAUUGUGAUUUCGUCAGAGGAAAGUUCCAUGAGGAAGCCUCACUGUGCUCACAGGUGUCAUGCCUGGAUGAUGUGUGCGGUAUGAUUCCAUUCUACAACCCAGACAGGCCAGACCAGUUCUACCGACUCUGGACCUCAUUGUUUUUGCAUGCAGGAUUUGUACACUUGCUGCUGACUCUGGUAGUCCAGUUGUGUAUUAUGAGAGAUGUUGAGAGAAUGACCGGCCCUCUGAGGAUGGCGAUGAUAUAUCUGGGAUCAGGCAUGGGAGGCAACCUCGCGAGUGCUAUCUUUGUGCCAUACCGGGCAGAGGUUGGUCCUGCGGGUGCACAGUUUGGGCUGCUGGCCUGCCUUAUGGUCGAGGUGCUGGACGUGUGGCCGAUGCUGCGAAGACCGGAGCAGGCUCUACUCAAGCUACUGGCGGUGGUGGCUCUGCUGCUGCUGCUCGGCCUGCUGCCGUGGGUGGACAACUGGGCGCACGUGUUCGGCUUCGUGUUCGGACUGCUGCUGUCAUCUGCGCUGCUGCCAUUCGUCACGAUCGGCUCGGCCCCGUUCUCGAGGCACAGGAAGCGAUUGCAAGUGUGGUUGUGUCUGGGAGGCGCAAUGCUUUUAUUCCUAGCGCUCGUAGCAAUAUUUUAUCUCGUGCCAGUGAUAGACUGCCCGUUGUGUGAUCUGUUCAACUGUCUGCCAAUCACGUCACAGUUUUGUGCCGAGCAGGACAUAAACUUUGGACGCGACGAGAUCGUAUGACGUCGACCCCCCUCGGUGCUGCAUCAUCAUCAGCACCAUCGAAGGCCAUGGCGCACCUAGGGGGGUAAUUUGCAUAACUUCGAAGUUUUGUCUCUCAAUCGAAAAAUCGGCGGCGGACGCAUAGCUUGCAAUUCUUCGUUUGUGAAUAUACCAGUCAACCCUCCCCGGAGAAAAUGAGAACUGCUGUGUCCUGGAUCUAGACGAUAUGAUAGUGUCUGAUCUCUUCUUCUUAAACUUCUUCUUCAUUGCAAGCUAUGUUUGUAUGAUUCGUUCGAUCUGCCACUUCUCUCAGUUGAAGCAUCUUUAUACAACCAAAGAAUGCGUAAUUUGGGAUUGCAUGGGAAUUGUUAAGAUAAAAAAAGAAAAAAAUUAAGUCGGCCGGUAUUUACCCAAUGUUAUAUGAAAAUGGUGAACUACAGAUUAAUCAAGUGACAGUUGUUUGUGAUAUGAAGACCUCUGAUUUUUAUCCACAGUGCAGCCGUGUGAUAUCAACUGAAAAAAUGAGCCGUUUGAAAGCUUUGACUCUUCUCAGUGACGAGCGAUGUGUUGUAGCCUAAAAGUAUUUGACUCUCCGAUACUGACGACGACAUGCAUUGCCAGGCAAUUCACUAAAGACUAUCAUUAAUGUAGGCAGAAAAGUGUUACAUUGAAAUAUGAUGGAAAAGAGAAAUUCGGAAAAUGGACACAGUUUGUUGUUUUCUGUUUGUUAUAUGCCAUUAUUAUUAUAAGUGAACAUGAAAUACUUCCCACCUUGUGUCACAUCCUAAUUACACAGCAAUCUUACUUAUUACAUAUAAAUGCUGCUUAUUAACAAAUGAAGUUGUGAUUUUGCCAACAUUGCUGGCAAAUGUGUGGUUUGAUUAUCAGAGAAAGAAUGGUUUUCAUUUUGACUGUCAAAACUCGCUACAAAGAAAAGUUGGCAUCAAGUGCAAUCAGAGUCGUUUGAAAGCCUGUAAAUUUUUAAUUGUAAAAAACUACCCUUUUGUUGAAUUAGUACAAGACUCGUUUUCGAUCUCAAAAAAUGAUUCCUGGAGCAAUGCGUUCUCAAAAAGAGCUGAUUGCAUGAUUCGACCGAAGACUUUUUAAUUAGUUCUUCCAUUAAGAAAGCCCUUGUAAAAGCGUAUAUUAUUUCCUGUCUAGUCCCUCUAGCCAACAAAUCACAAUGAAACCAGUUUAUUUUAAUUGUAAAGGAAACGCGAAUGAUUAACAACAACGUAUUUACAGUACACACCAGUUUUCAUGAAAAAAUUAUUGAUUAAUAUUACUGUUAUUCUGGAAAGCCUUUAUUUUCAACAACCAACCGCAGAUGAUUUCAUAAAUUGAGUGUGGAUUUCAUAUCUCUUGUAUGAAUAUAAAAAGUGUAUGUGUAUGACAUAAUGAUAUUAUUUUCAUUGUGAUUGCAUUUAUGUUGUAAACUACUUGAUUUUUCAUUAAGUACCAGCUUCGACUAACAGCUUGCACUUAAACGUUGGUACAGUAAGACGCGCGCGCAUAAAAAUUAUACUUGAAAUCUGUCUCGUAGCAAAGAGCACUUACACCCCGUAAAAGUUUGCCACUGAAUGCUCAGUUCGCAAAAUUUAUGUUAAGGGUUUCUCAGAAAUUGUCCGGACAAGUAGAGGCCUAAAUGUGAAGAACAGAGACGAGAUUAUUGGGUUUUGUUCCAUUUCCCACCAUUGGUCGCAGGAAAAUUCACGCCAGUGAUUAAAAAAAUAAUUAUGUAAAACGAAAAGUUAAAACGAAAACGAGAAAAAAACAAAUGUAAAAUUAUAGGAGAUGACCUAAUAUUGGAUUGCAUUAAACAUUCCAUCACACGUUAACAAGGAUAUCAUCAAAUUGAUUGUAAAAUACACAAUUAUUAUUCUUACGUGUACGUUAUCGAUUACUAAACACAUUAUUAUAAGCGAGCUGUAUGUCAAUGCUGUGAACUUUUUUAAAAAUAAUAAAAUUAAUUGAAAAUAA